Triticum aestivum (bread wheat) is the source of this 933-nucleotide messenger RNA. RefSeq lists its product as uncharacterized. NCBI's taxonomy places the organism in Eukaryota, Viridiplantae, Streptophyta, Magnoliopsida, Poales, Poaceae. The coding region runs from base 78 to 608 and encodes 176 amino acids. The transcript is spliced from 2 exons. The record is from RefSeq and is a predicted model, not a curated record.
UAAGUACAGGGUUGAAUUGAAUAAAUUCCAAAGAAGAUAAGAUCCCCAAUUUCUUAUCCCGUGCGAGCGUCGUGGCCAUGGUAACUGCUGCCGCUGUGCAGUGCGGGCAGACCGAUGGUUGCGCCGCCGCGUUUUGCGCCUCGUGGGCUGCCUCUGCCCGGGCUGAGGACCGCGCUGCCGCACGCAGGCCGAUGGCCGCCGCCGCGGAGCCACGAGACACCGUGUUUGCUGCCGGGCGUUGCCAUGCCGGGCACCGGCCAUUGGCCGCUGCCGCCGCUGUGCGUUACGCGCCUGGCCGCCUCAUCGAAAAAGAUGCAGGCCCGGAGUGCAUCCUCCGCCACGCCGGGGCCGUGGUCCACGGCCGCCUCGGGGUGCAGCGCUGGGAGCAGCCGGGACGAAGGAUGUCGCCGCUCCGCGAGGAGCCUAGCCGAGGUAAACGUCGACCGGGCCAUGGGUUGCUGCCGAAGUUUGCUUUGGACGGCAUUAAAAACGAUGCACUAGAGCGCCUGCACCUGUGCCGCGAACGCCUCGGGCUGAUGCGGGAGGUCGAGGCCACGCGACCACGCGCCGUCUGGAGACCUGCGCCGCCGUGCCGCUCUGCAGGGUGAGGCGUGCUCGCACCACGCGCCGGAGGGCGUGGGCUGCCGCCGGGGACAACGAGAUGCGUCAAGGAACGUUGGGCAUCCGGUCGUGUCGGAGAAACCUUGCUGCCUCUCGGGCAUCAAGGACGUCGCCGGUGACGGAUUGAUGUGGGUGGCCUAAUCGCUCGCUCCAAGUUAGGGCAAAGUGCUGAUAACGUGUAAAGAAGAAAAAGAGAGAGAGGAACGAAUGGAUUGAACAGUAACUGCAUUAACUGAAGAAUAGGGUAUUUAUACGAGUCAAUUACACCACAGGUGUCUGAACUUGGCAAGAAAAAUCAGUUUGAUGCUGAAA